AUGGGUUUACGCAACUUGUUCCAUAAACCCUUACAUUUUGAAUAUGCUCUUCUGGCUCAUUCGUUGUGUAAACUUUUGAGGCUAUAUGCACUAUGUAGACAGUUGUGUUUAGUUAAGAAGGAAUUGGCAGGAGAAAAGAAAGUCGUUACUACUUUAGCGAAAAAGGAUGAUGAAAAUUACAAAAAAACUCUUGCUCUCCUCAAACCCUACCUAACAUCAGCAGCCUAUCAGAAAACAUUGGAAUACUCCAGAGAUAAAUUGAGACUUGAAAUGACCUUUGAAUUAGUUCAUCUGGCUCUUUCUGUACCGUUCUGUUUUAACAACACUCUUUUGAAAUUUUGGCAUUUAUCAGGUGAACUAUUGCGUCAUAAAUGUCAUUAUUCACAGGUUCUUGUUUACUUUGCCCUUAGAUUGGGUUUUUCAUUCUUGUUCCGUUUACCAUUCCGUUACUACACUGCCUACAGAUUGGAGAAAAAACAUGGAUUUAAAACCAAAAGCAGAUUUGUUUUUCUUAAACAAUAUUUACUAUGUUAUGCCUUCUAUGUUUUACUUCUUACUGGAUUGGCUUCUGGUCUCACCUGGCUUAACAAGUUCUCCAAGUCAAACUUCAGAGUCAAUGCUCUUGCAUUCUUGGUUUUUUUCAAAACUGCUCUGGUAUUCGUAGUUCCAUUGUUUUUGGCCUUUGAACACAAAUUGCUACCAUUGAGUGAUCCUGAGCUUAGGAGGGAAGUCGAUGCAAUGGGUAAAAAACUAGGAUUGACAUCAAAGAAUGUCCAUGUUGUGUCAGCAAAUACUGCACCUUCUCAUGGACUCGCUUUACAUUGGGGAUUUUGUAAGUUUAAGCAUGCUUAUCUCAAUGAAUCUUACGUUACCCUUGGAAAACCAUCAGCUAUGGCAUUACUUUCUCAUGUAUUUGGUCAUUUCAAACAUCACCAUUUCUUCAAAACAUUUGUAUUCGAUUUAUUAAAAGAUUCAUUGUUUCUAUUUUUGUUUGACCAUUUCAAGGGAGAUACUGCAUUAUUCAAGAGCUUCAAUACACAUUCUGUACCUGCCCUCACAAUGAAACUUGAUACGUUCGUUGCAUUUGUUUGCCCCUUGUACUUUUUGUGCAAUGCUCUGAAAUCUGUCUAUUUUCAUUACCUUGAAUUUGAGGCAGAUCGACAUGCUGUGAGAUUAGGUCACAGUGAUGAAUUGGUUAAUUUCUGGACUACUGUUUAUAGGGAAAAGAAGUGGUUCUUCAAUGUAGACCCACUAUAUGGCAAAUUAUUUAAUUUUAAUCCUCUAUUUGGUGCAAAACAUGGAGGUGCUCCAUCACUUUUUGAAAGGGUUUAUGCUGUUUAUGAUGCUACUGUAGCUUCAAAGCCUGUUUCUAAUUAA
Theileria annulata is the source of this 1377-nucleotide messenger RNA. Its product is annotated as metallo-protease, putative. Gene Ontology annotation, molecular function: metalloendopeptidase activity. The record is from RefSeq and is a predicted model, not a curated record. Gene Ontology annotation, biological process: CAAX-box protein processing. NCBI's taxonomy places the organism in Eukaryota, Apicomplexa, Aconoidasida, Piroplasmida, Theileriidae. Bases 1 to 1377 code for a protein of 458 amino acids. The transcript has 4 exons. Gene Ontology annotation, cellular component: endoplasmic reticulum membrane.